Messenger RNA from Drosophila serrata, 747 nucleotides. RefSeq lists its product as uncharacterized. The record is from RefSeq and is a predicted model, not a curated record. Lineage: Eukaryota; Metazoa; Arthropoda; Insecta; Diptera; Drosophilidae.
UAUAGCCUGUCCAAAUCAUUCAAAUUCCAAACUUAUUUCAAAUUUUAUAUUUUAAAUUCAUUAAUGACAACCUUUAAGAAUGCUGCUGAAAGUGAUAUAUAUUUAUUAUGGCCUUCUGCUUCCUGGCUGGCAUACAUUCAAAGCUGUUGUAAAUCGUCGGCAAGACCUUACCAUCCUCUGGCUUAAGUACUGGGUCAUAUUUACGCUGCUCCAGGGACUGGGCUACCUCACAGAUAUCCUCUUUGACGGAUCACUGCCUUACACACUGCUCAAGCUAGUAAUGGCCGUGAUUCUUUGGCUGGGUUAUCCGGACAGCUCCAGGAUCAUAUACGAGUUUAUCGAUAAGCCAGUGCUGCGGAAUCUGGAGCUGAAUUUGGCUAACCAGGGGUUUAUGUCGCUUGGUCAGCAACUACACAGCUUUUGGUCAUCCGAUCAAGAGGAUAGUUCCGAGUACAAUAAAGGUGAACCCCAGGUCAAUGCUGAACUGUUGAAGCGGGAACUGAGCAUUCUUAUGGCCAACAUUUCCGGAGGCGACACUUCUAACCGGGAAUCCAUGCCCAGGCAGAACUAUAACCAUGUCCAGCUACCGUCAGACCGCCAAGCUAUGUACAAGAUCAACUACCUCAACUCACGUUACCAAGUUCAUUACUCGGAGGAUGAGCAAUCCGAUUCGUUAAGUGACUGACUGAACUAUUGUUUUGUUGCCUUGAUUAAAUGCGGAAUCUGAUCUGAUCGGAUUAUCCGAAA